Messenger RNA from Egretta garzetta (little egret), 2818 nucleotides. RefSeq names its product dynactin subunit 4 (gene DCTN4). The transcript is spliced from 13 exons. Bases 350 to 1627 code for a protein of 425 amino acids. NCBI's taxonomy places the organism in Eukaryota, Metazoa, Chordata, Aves, Pelecaniformes, Ardeidae. The record is from RefSeq and is a predicted model, not a curated record. Gene Ontology annotation, cellular component: dynactin complex.
AUUUAUUUCCACCUGGGCAAGCGUUUUCCCCACCUUAUACAGUGGGAUUUCUCCUGUGGAGAGUUUGUUCCUUGUCCAGGAGCCUUAAGCUGGAGGUUGUGGCCAGCCUUGGGGCGAUGGGCUGCCGGCACCUGGGGGGCGGCCAGCAGCCCUGCUUUUGUGCAGAGCAGAAUGCGGGCAAGCCUUGGUCUUGGGGCUGGCAGCUCGUGGGACUUCUCAGGUCGUUGUGAUAAAAUUGGGAAAACUGAUUUUGUGGAAGUCUGGGUGAAUUAAGAUAUUACGGUGGAUUUGGAAAGCCCUGAAAGAAUGACCAUGCAACCCAGAUCUCACAAGAGGUAUCUCUUCACAAAUGUCAAAGCUUCUGAAGAGCAGAAAACAGGUGGACUCUCACUACUGCCCCAGCUGCCUGGAAAACAUGCCUUCGGCCGAAGCCAAGCUGAAAAAGAACAGGUGUGCUAACUGCUUUGACUGCCCCUGCUGCAUGCACACCCUUUCCACCCGCGCCACGAGCAAAAAAACCCCGCUCCCUGAUGACCCGGCCAAGACUACCAUGAAGAAAGCGUAUUACUUGGCCUGUGGAUUUUGCCGCUGGACUUCCCGGGAUGUGGGCAUGGCAGACAAGUCUGUUGCUAGUGGUGGCUGGCAGGAGCCGGAGAAUCCUCACACACAGAGGAUUAACAAACUGGUUGAGUACUACCAGCAGCUGGCUCAGAAAGAGAAGAUUGAGCGGGACCGGAAGAAGCUGGUGCGGCGCCGAAACUACAUGCCCCUGGCCUUUUCGGACAAAUAUGGCUUAGGAACCAGGCUUCAACGCCAGAGGCCCGGAGCACCGAUCAGUGCCCUCGCCGGACUCUCGCUGAAGGAAGGAGAGGACCAAAAGGAGAUCAAGAUUGAGCCAGCUGAUGCAGUGGAAGAAGUGGAACCUCUUCCUGAGGAUUACUACACAAGACCAAUCAAUCUGACAGAAGUGACGACUCUGCGUCAGCGUCUGCUGCAGCCUGACUUCCAGCCGAUCUGUGCUUCCCAGCUCUACCCACGUCAUAAGCACCUCCUGAUCAAACGUUCGCUGCGCUGUCGGCUGUGUGAACAUAACCUGAGCAAACCAGAAUUCAAUCCGACAUCUAUCAAAUUCAAGAUCCAGCUGGUUGCUGUUAACUAUAUGCCUGAAGUGAGAAUCAUGUCUAUUCCCAACCUGCGCUACAUGAAGGAGAGCCAAGUCCUCCUGACUCUGACCAAUCCAGUGGAGAACAUCACACAUGUCACACUGCUGGAGUGUGAGGAGGGAGACCCUGACAACAUCAACAGCACCGCCAAGGUGGCAGUUCCUCCCAAGGAGCUUAUUCUGGCCGGCAAAGAUGCUGCAGCAGAAUAUGAUGAGCUGGCAGAGCCUCAAGACUUCCAGGAUGACCCUGACAUUAUUGCCUUCAGAAAAGCCAAUAAGGUAGGAGUUUUCAUCAAGGUCACCCCGCAGAAAGAAGAGGGUGAGGUGACCGUGAGUUUCAAGAUGAAGCACGACUUUAAAAUCCUCACCGGUAUAAUCCGGCCCAGCGAGGAAGGCGAUCAUACCUCUGGGGUCGUCUGGCUCACCCAUCACGUGGAGCUCAGCCUCGGUCCAGUGCUCCCAUAAACGCUCCCAACGCUUGUGCCCCGACGGCUGGCCGCAGGACGGGCUGUCACAGUAAAGAAAGCACUGGGUGAAGCGUUCUGCGAGAGCUCCUUUGUGAUGUGUGGGUGUGUGCCAUGGGCCCCAGCCGGGCCGUGAGGAGGUGGCUGAGGGUGCCGUGGUUUGGGAUGGUUUGUUCUCCUCUUGUCGUAGUGCCCACUAACUACCGCUCCGCUCCCCCACACCGCCACAGGCUAGUUUAACUUGCAGCACGUGUUUCAGCACAGAGGAAGAUCUCGCUCUCUCCAGAUUUGCACUGCACCUGGCUAAAUUUGGCUUUAUCAACAGAAAAGAACCCAUAUUGGUUUUUUUUCUUCAUGUCAGCCCACAAACCUGAUGUUACAUCCUCAAUAGCGAACAAAUUCUUCUUCACACAGAGCUAUGCCCUUCCCGAACAAACAUUUUAAGAGGUGACCAUGUCUGCUGUGUUAUUGGCAAGCUAUUGGCAGCAGCACAAUACUUUUUUUUGGUUUUCUGCUACCUCGUAGGAUACCUCAGCUGUGGGGGAUUGGGACAUCCAACCCUACCACUCUGGCAUAUGCAGCUUGCUUAGCCGAGGUGACGGAUCUGUUUUCACAAAGGGAAUGAUCAGUUUGCCUUGAAACUCAAAAUGUAGUGUACUGUAGCGUUCAUGGAUUUGACUGGCAACCAAGCCCGCUGUGUCGCAGGUGGCUGUGGUAGCGUGGUGUGCUACGAGGUGGGAAUUCAGGUUCUGGUACAGCUCUUGACCGAGGCAGGGGUGCUCCGGAGAGGCUGCUUGGCAGUCUUCAGAUCAAUUAAUGCGUGUUAAUAGGGGAAGCGAUCAGAGUAUGAAACUUGGAGAGUUAGAAUUAGGCCUGGUAUACAUAAAACCCCAGUUUGAGUUCAUACUCUGUCUUCUUCCAGUUAGGGUGGGUGGGAGGGAGGUAUGAAGGUGGAAGGCCAGUUACACAUUACCUAGCAUACACCGUACCAUAAGGUAAUUUAUCUGGGGUGUAAUUUGGCUGUAGCCCAAGCUAGAACCAGUAAUUAAGAGCAGCGUAUCCGGGAUACUGAAUUACCAGUAACUGCACAGCUUAGUGCAAGCGGGCGAGAGCGCUCUCCCUGCCCAGCAUUCCCAGUUCAGGCGCUGACCUCUGUUAAACAUUUCUGGGAAGGGCUCCACUACGGGCCAGC